Diaporthe citri is the source of this 483-nucleotide messenger RNA. RefSeq lists its product as uncharacterized. Bases 1 to 483 code for a protein of 160 amino acids. The transcript has a single exon. The record is from RefSeq and is a predicted model, not a curated record. NCBI's taxonomy places the organism in Eukaryota, Fungi, Ascomycota, Sordariomycetes, Diaporthales, Diaporthaceae.
AUGGCAGAAUGCGCUCAACAGGACGAACAUGCCUUCGUAGACACCAUGUUGAUCGACAAUUUUGUCGUUGAUGACGUGACAGAGGAGGUCACAGUAGCGGCGGCAAAGAAGAAUUUCUUCAGGUACCGACGAAUUCAGGAGGCAUUUGCUGCUGCUCCGGAUAAGGCGACUUGGUUAAAAGCUGAAGAAAGCAUGGACUCUGGUAUGAUCAGCUCGUUCAGAACCUUGUCAGGAUUUCUUUGGCACAUGCAGUUCAGGCGUUUCGGCCGUACGCCACAUGGCAGAAUAGGAUGGAUGCCGCUUGUGGCGGAGGAAGGAGAUUAUAUUUGUGUCUUUGACGGUAUGGAAUUCCCGUACGCCGUACGCCAGAGGCAAGGUUCAGGAGAAUACGUGCUUGUGGGCGACUGUUUCAUUCCAUCCCUCAUGAAUGGAGAGGCCAUGGACAUGCCUGGCGUUGAGUCGGUGAUCAUUACCCUUGAAUAA